AUGAUUCGGACACUGUUACUGAUUACAAUCUUUGGAGUAUUAGCUGCAUACGUGUUCAAAAUUAUGCUUGUACUGGACGUAAACAAAAGAGUUUACAAUCACCGACCCGGCUACUGCAGGAAAGUAGAUGGAAUCGAACACGGUUCUGAGGACAUAGCCCUCAUAGAAGAGGAAGGCAUUGCAUUUGUGACUUCAGGAAUCUACUACAUCCAACCUCGAGCGGAGUACGUCAAAGGUAGAAUCUUCCUCUACGACUUCAAACAGAAAGGCACAUUCAAGGCUGAACCAGUGGUUAUCAAUGGAGAAUUCGAUCGAAAACAAUUUCAUCCCCAUGGCAUUUCACACAUAGUCACAUCCAAAGGCGUUAUUCGACUUUUUGUCAUUAACCAUUCCAAGGACUUCAAGCAUUCAGUGCUAAUUCUUGACUGGAACAGUAAAACUAGACAGCUUGACUUGGUCAGAAUUAUUGCGGAUGAGAAGUUUAUCAGACCCAAUAAUCUAGCAGCAAUCUCGGAAGAUGCUUUUAUUCUGACAAACGAUGGAUGGGCACAAACAUCAACGUUGAAUUUUCUUGAGAUGCUGUCGAUGAUACCCACCGGAAACAUUGUUUACUACGACGGGAAGGUAAGUUCCUGGCUUUUGCCGAAGGCCACUUCGCCCAAUGGAGUGGCUUUCGAUCGCGAACGCAAACAUCUUUUUGUUUCCCAUUUCAACGACGAGACAGUGUCCGUUUACGAAGUGGAUAAGGGCUACAAGUCUCUUACGAAAGUUGCUAACGUCCACUUGUUGACAUCAAUGGAUAAUCUCUAUGUUGAUAAGAAUGGAGAUGUGUGGACGGGAGCUCAUCCAGUCUUAAAAGACGCAUUUGGACAUCUGGGAGAUUGCGACGAUCCCAGCAAACUCGCACCUUCUCAGGUGCUGCGAAUCAAAUUCUCGAAAGGCUUUAAGUCAUGGGAAAUUAGCGAGCCAUUCCUUGACGAUGGACGACUUAUUUCUGCAUCUUCUAUAACAAUUCCAUUCGAAAACCAACUACUCAUUGGAUCUGUAUGUAGAGAACUCGUGCACUGUUAUACGACUCCAGAAACAGUGUAA
Cylicocyclus nassatus is the source of this 1092-nucleotide messenger RNA. Lineage: Eukaryota; Metazoa; Nematoda; Chromadorea; Rhabditida; Strongylidae. The record is from the annotation of a GenBank genome assembly.